AUGGCUAUGGGUGCUUUCCAAAAUUUCUUCUUCAUCAUCCUUAUCAUCUCUUGCUAUAUCCUCACAAUCGUCAGCGAACAAGAGGAGACUGGUUUCGUGAGCUCAAUAAAUCCUAAGUUGUUUAAAAAGAAAGAAAUAUUUAGUCACUUUAAAUUCUACUGGCAAGACAUCGUUGGAGGAAACAACGCUACAUCUAUUCCAAUUAUUCAACCUCUCCCCAAAUUCAACAACGAUUAUAGUGUUUUUGGUUUAGUGAGGAUAUUUGACAACGCUUUAACGUUAGGACCAAAAUUGAGCUCAAAGUUGUUAGGUAGGGCACAGGGUUUUUUGGCAUCAACCUCACAAACCGAGCUUGAUUUUCUUAUGGUUAUGAACUUUGUUUUGUUUGAAGGAAAAUAUAACGGGAGUGCCAUCACUAUCUUAGGAAGGGACGUUGCGUAUAAUGAAACCAGAGAAAUGUCUGUAAUUGGUGGGAGCGGUGUUUUUCGAUUUGCUAAAGGAUAUGCUGAAGCUAACACAAUUUCUUAUGAUCCUAUAACAGUGAAUACUAUUGUUGAAUACAAUAUCUUUGUUUCUCAUCAAUAUUGA
This is a messenger RNA of Lathyrus sativus (Indian pea), 588 nucleotides long. The record is from the annotation of a GenBank genome assembly. Lineage: Eukaryota; Viridiplantae; Streptophyta; Magnoliopsida; Fabales; Fabaceae.